AGAAGAUCGUUUACGUGGCCAAUAAACUUUUCAACUGAAUUAAAAUUUGUUUUAACUCUGGUUUUCUUAUUAUGCUAUUUUUUUAAUUGCACGGCGGGUGGUUUAUUCUAGCGGACGAGGAGUUUUGGCUAUGUGACGUGGAGUCAUUAGGUAGAGUGCCGGUGUGGUUUCGUGGCUGUCAGCUGUGGUGGUGCAUUCGCGUACGAGUCUCCUCUCGGUUUUUUCCUCAUUCGCGUGUACUGUAUUUCCAAGUUUAGUGCUGAUGAACUGAAAUCAUGCUGACAAAAUUCGAGACCAAGUCGGCUCGGGUUAAGGGGCUUUCUUUCCACCCGAAAAGGCCAUGGAUUCUAUCCAGCCUGCACAGCGGUGUCAUCCAACUCUGGGAUUAUCGUAUGUGCACACUUUUGGAUAAGUUCGACGAACACGACGGCCCGGUGAGGGGGAUCUGCUUCCAUGCCCAGCAGCCGCUUUUCGUCUCUGGCGGUGACGACUACAAAAUCAAGGUGUGGAACUACAAGCAGAGGAAGUGUAUUUUUACACUUUUGGGCCAUUUGGAUUAUAUCAGGACGAUACAGUUCCAUCAGGAAUACCCCUGGAUCUUGAGCGCGUCGGACGACCAGACGAUAAGGAUCUGGAACUGGCAGAGCCGGAACUGCAUUUGUGUCCUUACUGGACAUAACCAUUAUGUCAUGAGCGCUCAGUUCCAUCCGACGGACGACAUUGUCGUGUCAGCCUCUCUUGACUUUACAAUCCGAGUCUGGGACAUUUCAGGCCUUCGCAAGAAAAACGUGGCCCCUGGGCCUGGAGGCCUUGAAGACCACCUUAAAAACCCGGCGUCCACUGAUCUGUUCGGCCAGGCUGAUGCGGUUGUGAAGCACGUACUCGAAGGCCACGACCGAGGGGUCAACUGGGCCACAUUCCAUCCCACUCUUCCUCUCAUCGUCUCCGGUGCGGAUGACCGUCAUGUCAAACUCUGGCGUAUGAAUGAUGCUAAAGCGUGGGAGGUGGACACUUGCCGGGGGCAUUACUACAACGUCUCCUGUGUCCUCUUUCACCCUAGGCAAGAUCUUAUACUCUCCAACUCUGAGGACAAGAGCAUUCGUGUGUGGGAUAUCACGAAACGCACUUGCCUCCACACGUUCAGGCGUGAGAACGAGCGGUUUUGGGUUUUGACCGCACAUCCGACUUUGAAUUUGUUUGCAGCAGGGCACGAUUCAGGCAUGGUCAUCUUCAAACUGGAAAGGGAAAGACCUGCGUAUGCAGUACAAGGUAACAUCUUGCUUUAUGUGAAAGACAGGUUUCUAAGGAAACUCGAUUUUACAACUUCAAAAGACGUGUCAGUUAUGCAGUUAAGCGGCAGCCAAGGUCCUGUGUACAGUAUUAGUUACAAUGUCGCUGAGAAUGCUGUUCUAGCCUGUACGAGAAAUGCAAAUGUGGAAAGUAGCGUCUACGAUUUAUACAUCAUGUCUAAAGAUGGCCAUUCAGACACCAUAGAACACAAGAAAAUACCAGGGGUGACUGCGGUUUGGGUAGCCCGAAAUCGUUUCGCAGUUCUUGACCGUUCACACUCUAUUGUUAUUAAAAAUCUUAAGAAUGAAGUCACAAAAAAAGUCAGCACACCUUCUUGUGAUGAAAUAUUCUAUGCAGGAACUGGAAUGCUCCUGUUAAGAGAUGCUGAUAACGUUACACUGUUUGAUGUACAACAAAAGAGAACAGUCGCCCAAACUAAAAUCUGCAAAUGUCGUUAUGUCGUCUGGUCCUCAGAUAUGUCGCAUGUUGCUCUCCUCGCAAAACACACUGUUACAAUUUGCAACAGAAAAUUAGAUCUUCUCUGUUCCAUCCAUGAAAAUACGAGAGCAAAAUCAGGAGCUUGGGAUGAAAACGGUGUUUUUAUUUAUACUACCAGCAACCACAUUAAAUACGCUUUGACCAACGGAGACCAUGGCAUUAUCCGCACACUCGAUUGGCCGAUAUAUUUGACAAAAGUUAAAGGAAACCAGGUGUUCUGUCUAGACAGAGAAUGCCAAUCACGAAUUUUGAACAUCGAUCCAACAGAGUAUCGUUUUAAACUUGCUUUGAUCAACAGGAAAUAUGAUGAGGUACUGCAUAUGGUGAGGAACGCAAGACUUGUAGGACAAUCUAUUAUUGCUUACUUACAGCAAAAGGGUUACCCAGAAGUCGCGCUUCAUUUUGUUAAAGAUGAUAAGACUCGUUUUGCCCUUGCCCUUGAAUGUGGCAACAUAGAAGUGGCACUUGAAUCAGCUCGUGCGCUUGAUGACAAAGCAUGUUGGAAUCGUCUAGGGCAAGCUGCAUUAUUACAAGGAAAUCACCAGGUUGUUGAAAUGUGCUAUCAACGUACCAAGAAUUUUGACAAGCUGUCUUUCUUGUAUUUAAUUACAGGAAAUCUAGAAAAAUUGAGAAAGAUGACUAAAAUCGCAGAGAUUCGUAAAGACCCCUCGGGUCAAUAUCAAGGAGCUCUAUUACUCGGUGAUGUUGUGGAAAGGAUCAAAAUAUUGAAAAAUUGUGGUCAAACUUCUUUAGCUUACUUGACAGCUGCUACUCAUGGACUAGAAGCCGAAGCCGAAGAGCUCAUGCAAGAAUGUGAUGGAAAAAUCCCUGAAGUAGAUAAGAAUGCAAUUCUCCUCCAACCUCCCGUUCCGAUUCAACAGACAGAAACCAAUUGGCCCCUGCUGACAGUUUCAAAAGGAUUUUUCGAUGGAGCAAUGCUCAACAGUAAUUCGAUGGCAGCUGCAGUCGAAAUCGAUGAUGCCGGAGACGGUUGGGGAGAUGAGAGUCAGCUUGGUUUUGAAGAUGCGAUGGGUGAAGAAGAGGGUGAUGAACCAGCUGUUCCUAACCAAGAAGGUGACGGAUGGGAUGUUGGUGAAGAAGACAUCGUCCUCCCACCAGAUCUAGAAGUUACUCAAGGGCCAGAGGAUGGUUUCUUUGUUGCACCUACUAAAGGAGUUUCUCAAACUCAAAUUUGGGUCAACAAUUCUCAACUGGCUGUCGACCAUGUGAUGGCCGGUUCCUUUGAUUCAGCGUUCAGAUUACUUAAUGAACAAGUGGGUGUUAUAAAUUUUGAACCCCUGCGCUCUCUGUUUCUAUCAGGAUUUUCUAUGUCGAGAACUUCUUAUACACCACUUCCUUCAUUGCCAUCUAUUUAUGCACACCCACAUAGAAACUGGAAGGAGGCUGGAGCUAAAAAUGGUCAUCCAGCUCUUUGGAUAAAACUAGACGAACUCGUAGCUCAGCUAUUAACUUGUUAUCAGUUAACUUCUAAUGGAAAAUUUGUAGAUGCAAUAAAAGAGUUUAGAAAUCUGCUUCUCAGCAUUCUGUUUUUGAUCGUUGACACUAAACAACAAAUAGCCGAGGCCCAACAGUUAAUGCAAAUCUGUCGUGAGUACAUCUUAGGCCUUCAAAUGGAAAAUAAGAGGAAAGAACUGCCUAAAAACACCCUUGAAGAGAGAAUCCGAAUUUGUGAAAUGGCAGCAUACUUCACUCACUGUCAGUUGAAGCCUGUACAUGAAAUCCUCACGCUGAGAACUGCAGUCAUCCUUUUCUUCAAUUUGAAAAAUUUCAAAACGGCAGGCUCCUUUGCUAAAAGAAUGUUGGAACUCGGGCCGAAACCCGACCUUGCUCAGAACGCCAAGAAGAUGUUGCUAGCCUGUGACAAAAAUCCUGUUGACGAACAUAAGCUCAACUACGACGAGCACAAUCCUUUCAACAUCUGUGCCUACUCGUACACACCGAUCUACCGUGGAAAACCGGAAGAGAAAUGCCCAUUCUGCGGAGCCUGCUACUUGCCGCAGUACAAGGGGAAAGUCUGCAACGUCUGUAAUGUUUCGGAAGUCGGAGCCCAAACUAUCGGACUUAGAAUCAGCCAACUCCAAUUCAGAUAAUUUCAAUCAUAACCAUUUUAUUAUUUGUGUACAUAUAUAUUUUUUACUAUGUGUAUUAUAAAAAUAUUAAGAAUAUUAUCAAAGCUUCAGAGGAUCUUUACGGUAUAAAUGUUUAUGCUUCGAAACAUUUGUAGCAUUAUAAUAUAAUAUAUAAAAUGUUUAACAGUUGCAUACUAUUCCAAAUAAAACUAAAUUAAUGUUU
Molecule: messenger RNA, 4101 nt
Organism: Cimex lectularius (bed bug)
Lineage: Eukaryota; Metazoa; Arthropoda; Insecta; Hemiptera; Cimicidae
Gene: alphaCOP
Product: coatomer subunit alpha
Exons: 1
Coding region: 276-3899 (1207 amino acids)
Biological process (GO): intra-Golgi vesicle-mediated transport; retrograde vesicle-mediated transport, Golgi to endoplasmic reticulum; intracellular protein transport
Cellular component (GO): COPI vesicle coat
Molecular function (GO): structural molecule activity; protein binding
Source: RefSeq, a predicted model, not a curated record